This is a messenger RNA of Vicia faba (fava bean), 405 nucleotides long. Lineage: Eukaryota; Viridiplantae; Streptophyta; Magnoliopsida; Fabales; Fabaceae. The record is from the annotation of a GenBank genome assembly.
AUGGCUUCUUCGGGUUUUCAAGCUGAUGUGAAGGCUUUGCAGAAGGUUUUGUCUGCUAGACAUUUGACAUAUCAGCAUCAGCACAACAAGCAGAUGAGCUGCCCUGCAAUGGCUCAGUUGCUUUCAAACACACUUUAUUACAAACCCUUCUUUCCUUAUUAUUCUUUUAAUGUGUUGGGCGGCCUUGACAGUGAAGGAAAGGGAUGUGUCUUCACAUAUGAUGUUGUUGGUUCCUAUGAGAGGGAUGCUGUUACUCCACUGUCUGAGUCAGAAGCAGUUGAUCUGGUCAAAACUGUUUUUGCAUCGGCAUCUGAGAGAGAUAUAUACACUGGGGAUAGAGUUGAAAUUAUGAUCCUAAACGCCAGUGGUAUUCAUCGUGAAUUCAUGGAGCUAAGAAAAGAUUGA